UUAUGGGAAAUUAUUGGCGCCAAAUAAAAACAAAAACAAACUUUUCCGCAAGAAAUCUAUAAGGACACAUUAUUUUACCGUUUUAAAGAUGAAAGUCGUAACACCCGAGAUAUCAUGGCAUGGAAAGGAGCCCAUCUAUAGCAUCGACUUCCAGCCAGGGGACAGAACCAUCAAACGUCUUGCCAGCGCCUCUGUCGACAAGCUCAUCAGGAUGUGGCAAGUGAAGGUGGACAAGGAAGGCAAAGUAGAAACCGAGUUUCUCUCCAACCUCCGACGACACACACGCUCAGUCAAUGUCUGCAGAUUUUCUCCUGAUGGGGACACACUGGCCUCGGCUGGAGAUGACAAUGUGAUAUUGUUCUGGCGACUCAGUGAUACGCCCACCCCUGCAAACAACAUCUUCCAGGAAGAGGAUGAAGAUAAUAAAGAGACGUGGGUUGCCACGACAACACUUAGAGGUCAUCUGGAGGAUGUAUAUGACUUAUGUUGGUCAGCUGAUGGCCGCUACCUCAUCUCAGGGUCAGUUGACAACAGUGCUAUACUAUGGGACACCAGUAAAGACUGCAAGCUAGCUUUGUUCAAUGACCACAAAAGUUUUGUACAGGGUGUGGCGCUUGACCCCCUGAAUGAAUUUGUCGCCACACUCAGUAGUGACCGGUCGUGCCGGGUGUACAACAUGACCAGCAAAACCUGUGUCCACAACACCUCCAAGAUGCUCAUCCCAUCCACGACCUCCGACCCCGAAGUGAAACAGAAGCCUUUCAGGAUGUACCACGACGACACCAUGGGGUCCUUCUUCCGCCGCCUGGCAUUCUCUCCAGACGGCCAGUUUCUCAUCACGCCUGCUGGAUGUGUGGAGCAAGGAGACAAAGUCACUAACGCUACGUUCAUCUUCACAAGGAACUGUCUUUCAAAGCCAGCAUUGUACUUACAAAGUCCACAGAAGCCUACAAUUGCUGUCCGACCAUGCCCUCAACUCUUUGAACUGAGGAAAGUUGAUAAUAAAAAUAUAAAGGACCAAGAAAACAACGAUCUUAAAGAAUGGGAGAAAUAUUCCACAUUAUUUUGUUUACCAUACCGAGUUGUGUUCGCUGUUGUGUCUGAAGACGCUGUGCUGUUGUACGACACCCAGCAGACGACCCCCAUCGCCUACAUCGGCAACACGCACUACCUGCAGAUGACGGACAUCACAUGGUCCAGCAAUGGUCGGAUACUGGUGGCAUCCUCUUCGGAUGGCUUCUGCACGCUGGUGACAUUUGACGAGGGGGAGCUUGGGGUCCCCUACGUCCCCGAGGAGAAACAAGCAGAUGUGAAGGACUCAGAAUCUUCAUCUGAUGCUCCAAGCAUCGACCUCAAGUCAGAAUCUCGCUUGCGGACGGAGCCAGUGGCGAAGAUGGCCCAGCGGACCACAAGCCCGAAUAAAUUGAAAUCCCCGCCAGAAGUUGCUGCGAUGGAAGUAGACACUGGAAGCGAGGACCUUAUUCUCAUUCUGGACGACACAACAAAUGAUGCCUCUGGCUUAGACAAGUCUCACAGCAGUGAUACAAGCAGAAGUGGAGACACUCAGACAACAUCUGACAAGAUGGAUACUGGGAACAACAAGAGUAAAGACGAGGUUCCCCCCACAAGUAGCAAUAUAGCCGUGAAACCAAUGAACACUAAGAUGAAAUCCCCUGAAAAUGGGUCUGGACUUGCUGUGAAACCCGUUGCUGGCUCAAGUGGUACAACGGCUGGGAGUAAGCCGAAGCGUAUUCAGUUCCAGACAAUAUCCCUUCUCAAGCCUAAGUGAGAUUAUUUUAUGAAAAUGAGCAACUACUAAAAGAAACAUGAUGUAUCGAAGGAGAGAUUGAUUAGCCAAUCUACAGAGCAUAUUUUCAGCAUGUUUUUUCUGUGUAAGAGAGACGUCACGCUGUUAGAUCAAUCAGUUUAUGUCUGGAACUGAAAAAAACCAAAAGGUUUCUUGUUAAUUGCCAGAUUCCUAGUUUGGCAGACAGACAUAUUUGUAAGAGAUGUGCAACUCAAGUGCUUUAUGAUCUUGGAGGAUUUUAUACACAUUGUCAGUGUGAAAUGGAUUUUUAAGAUAAAAUUCAAUUUUCCCAA
Haliotis rufescens (red abalone) is the source of this 2100-nucleotide messenger RNA. RefSeq names its product chromatin assembly factor 1 subunit B-like. Gene Ontology annotation, cellular component: nucleus; CAF-1 complex. Gene Ontology annotation, biological process: nucleosome assembly; DNA replication-dependent chromatin assembly. The transcript is spliced from 13 exons. Gene Ontology annotation, molecular function: protein binding. The coding region runs from base 89 to 1789 and encodes 566 amino acids. The record is from RefSeq and is a predicted model, not a curated record. NCBI's taxonomy places the organism in Eukaryota, Metazoa, Mollusca, Gastropoda, Lepetellida, Haliotidae.